Molecule: messenger RNA, 1041 nt
Organism: Lonchura striata (white-rumped munia)
Lineage: Eukaryota; Metazoa; Chordata; Aves; Passeriformes; Estrildidae
Source: RefSeq, a predicted model, not a curated record
AUGGGUUCCACGGAAGACCUUGACUAUCCUCAAAUCAUUGUGCAAUACAGCAAUGGAUUUUUAAUCUCAAAGGUUAUGUUCACUGCCUGUGAGCUGGGGGUGUUUGAUCUUCUUCAAGAGUCAGGAAAGCCUCUGCCUUCAGAUGCCAUUGCUGCAGGUCUGAGUGCCAGCACCAUGGGGAUGAAAAGACUGCUGGAUGCCUGUGUGGGAUUGAAGCUCUUGGCAGUAGAGAUGACACAAGAAGGAGCCCUUUACAGAAACACAGAAAUUUCCAACAUCUACCUUACAAAAUCAAGUCCAAAGUCUCAGUAUCAUAUUAUGAUGUAUUAUUCCAACACAGUCUACUUGUGCUGGCAGUACCUGGCUGAUGCUGUGAGAGAAGGAAGAAACCAAUAUGAAAGAGCUUUUGGUGUUUCAUCUAAAGACCCUUUUGGAGCAAUGUACAGAUCAGAUGAAGAAAUGCUAAGAUUCAUGGCUGGCCAGAACUCAGUAUGGAGUAUAUGUGGCAGAGAUGUUCUUGCUGCAUUUGACCUUUCCCCUUUCAUGCAGAUCUAUGACCUGGGAGGAGGUGGAGGAGCUUUGGCCCAAGAGUGUGUUUCUUUGUAUCCAAAUUCUACCGUCACAAUCUAUGACCUGCCCAAAGUUGUGCAGAUGGCCAAAGAACAGUUUGUUUCCCCCGAGGAGCAUCAGAUCACUUUCCAUGAAGGAGACUUCUUUAAUGAUUCAAUACCCGAAGCUGAACUGUAUAUUUUAUCCAAGAUACUGCAUGAUUGGGAUGAUGACAAAUGCAAACAACUGCUGGCAAAAGUCUACAAAGCUUGCAAACCUGGUGGUGGAGUGCUGCUGGUUGAAUCCCUUCUGAAUGAAGACAAAAGUGGACCUGUAGAAACCCAACUGUAUUCAAUGAAUAUGUUGGUCCAGACAGAAGGGAAAGAGAGAACAGCAGCAGAGUACAGCAAGCUCCUGGAGGCAGCUGGCUUUGGAGUGAUUCAAGUAAAGAGAACUGGAAAACUCUAUGAUGCCGUUUUAGGAAGGAAAUAA